This is a messenger RNA of Cooperia oncophora, 1260 nucleotides long. Lineage: Eukaryota; Metazoa; Nematoda; Chromadorea; Rhabditida; Trichostrongylidae. The record is from the annotation of a GenBank genome assembly.
AUGGUGCCAGCAACUCCGCUGAUCCAAUUUUUUAAGAGUGAACGCACCAAGUUUCUUCUCUUCGAUGCAAAGUAUGGGAAACUUGGCGGAAAUGAUCCGAUGUGUGCGUUACGGCGCGAUUCGGCGGUGACCGACGAGGAGCUGGACGAGCAUCAAAUUGGACAGCUUUAUGAGUCACAGCUCGUCCAAUUAGAAAAACUUAUUGCUGUACAGCGGCGAAGCCACCUGAAAGCGAAAAAUUUGCUUGCUGCUGCUGAGAAACGCCACUUCAAAGCUUUACGGGAGCUCGAGCUUGAAAAGGAACGGAAGAGUAGAUACGCUGCGCAGGGAGACGAUUUGGAAAUUCAAAUUAAUGAGGUGGCUGAGAGUAAAGCUGAAACGGAGAGAGUGGAGCGGAAACUUGAAGCGGAACGAGAACGACACAAAUCUAUGGUAUUGUUCCUCAUCAAUGAACGGAAACAGAUGCUAGUGAAGAUGCACGAGUUACGGGUCAAAUCUGAAUCAAAUGCUCUGAUGACGCCGGGUGAUCAAGCCUUACUUGAGGAACUCAAAAAGGAAGUCGCUUUUCUGCGAGAAGAACGCGAUUCGUUGAAAAAUGCGAAUAAGUCGCUAAAGGCCGAGAAUUUAAGCCUCAAAGAAGUUGUAAAGGGUCAAGAGGCGGACUUGUUAAUGCUGCGCAAGAAUUUAAUAUCAUCAACGAAGCUGACGUUUGACAAGCCUGCAACACAUCUUCCUCAACUGACUGAUGCCGGUGGAUCAUUGGUGGUGGCCAAUCGAAUGGCAACCUCUGCUGGUUCGUCCAUUGGCGGAUCAUCAUCAUCUGGUCCUGCCAUGUCUGCUGGCACCCUGUCAUCUCGGACGAGAUUAGCAACAUCGAGCAGUUUUCCAGCGGAGAAAAGCCGCCUCCCUCGCGCUCCUUCAUCGCCAGCAAGAGGACUUCCUUCGCCAAGAGUACCGUCCUCACCCUCGAAAAAGACGCCUGCUAUGGGUUUAGGUACUACAAGGAGGGUACCACCACCUCCACGGUACGCUGAGCCAGAAUUGCAAGAGUUAGAGGCUGCAAUAGAAUCCAUGGCCGCCACCAACGUUGCCCCAACGUCAUCGCCAACAAAACGUAGUAAUAGUUUACCACGUGGAGGGGGUGGUAGUAGUGAGACGAGGAAGGUCGAUGCGCCAUCAGCUUAUCGAACAGAACCGCCGCCGCAUCGAAUACCUCCACAGCCGCAGAUGGGAGCGGCUAGUCGAUUAGGUAAGGUAUAG